This is a messenger RNA of Rangifer tarandus platyrhynchus (Svalbard reindeer), 327 nucleotides long. Lineage: Eukaryota; Metazoa; Chordata; Mammalia; Artiodactyla; Cervidae. The record is from the annotation of a GenBank genome assembly.
AUGGACUGUAACCCGCCAGGCUCCUCUGUCCAUGGGGAUUCUCCAAGCAGGAAUACUGGAGUGGGUUGCCAGGCCCUCCUUCAGAGGAUCUUCCAAACCCAGGGAUCAAACCCAGGUCUCCAGCAUUGCAGGCAGAUUCGACUGCCUGAGCUACCAGGGAAGCCCAAGAAUACUGGAGUGGGUAGCCUAUCCCUUCUCCAGGGGAUCUUCCCGACCCAGAAAUCGAACCAGGGUCUCCUGCAUUGCAGGUGGAUUCUUUACCAGCUGAGUUACCAGGAAAGUCAAAAUCAUUAUAUAGAAAAAGUCAAUUCUGUCUUUAUAAUAUAA